AACAAGCGCAUUUCUCUAAGAAGCAAGAUGGUCACAAUAGCUGCAGACACAAUGGAAGGGUUUGGAGAAAUAAGAGGCAGAAGAAAUGUUAUUUUCCCAACAGUUCAAGAAAAAUCACAGAGAAUACCUGUCUGUCCUGUCAGCAUUAAGGGUGAAAUUUCACCCUUUUUCCACAAUCUCAAACUUGAUAAACUCAAGGCCAAGAGAGUACCACCAAGUAUGACACCAAAUCUGAUUGCAGGAAUGCUUCCGGUAAUCAUAAACCAAAUAAAGCCCCCAACAGAAAGAAGAAUACCUGAUGAAACACAAUAUUUU
Molecule: messenger RNA, 315 nt
Organism: Striga asiatica
Lineage: Eukaryota; Viridiplantae; Streptophyta; Magnoliopsida; Lamiales; Orobanchaceae
Source: the annotation of a GenBank genome assembly